Messenger RNA from Mauremys mutica (yellowpond turtle), 3315 nucleotides. RefSeq names its product sialic acid-binding Ig-like lectin 13. The record is from RefSeq and is a predicted model, not a curated record. Bases 115 to 2691 code for a protein of 858 amino acids. NCBI's taxonomy places the organism in Eukaryota, Metazoa, Chordata, Testudines, Geoemydidae. Gene Ontology annotation, molecular function: sialic acid binding. The transcript is spliced from 12 exons. Gene Ontology annotation, biological process: cell adhesion. Gene Ontology annotation, cellular component: plasma membrane.
UUUCCCAGGCUUCGAGUCACAAACCCUGGGGAACCCGGGCUGCAGGGUCGGAGAGCCAGGUGCUGAGCCCCCCUCUGCAGGUCUAGGGGUCUGUCCCAGCCCAACGCUCCAGCCAUGGGCAGAGCCCCGAUGCCACAGCACGACGCCGGGGAAAGGGAGCUCCCGCCUCAGGGCCCCCCCUGGAGAGCAGGGGGUCCUGCCACGCUGAGGGUCCUGAUCCUCGCCCUGCUCUGGAGGGGGUCCCUGUCCCAGCUGCCCGGAUUUACCCUGACGGUGCCGCAGUCGGUGUCGGUGCAGGAGGGUCUCUGCGUUCUCGUCCCCUGCACCUUCACGUACCCAGCCUCGUACGACACCGACAAUCCCUCGGCCCAGCUCUAUGGAUACUGGUACAAGGAGCCUGCUACUGUGGGCCAGGAUCCUCCCGUGGCCAACAGUGCCACCAGCCUGGGGGUGUCGCAGGAGACCCAGGGCCGGUUCCGGCUGAGGGGGGAUCCAGCGCAUGGUGACUGCUCCCUGCAAAUCAGUGAUGCCCGACGGACGGAUACGGGGAGAUAUUUCUUUAGCUUCGAGAAAGGCCUGUUAGAACACACUUACCGCUCCAAUUCCGAUGGCACUGACCCUGCGCUCACGAUCUCUGUGCCAGGGCUGACAGAGGAGCCAGAGAUCCAGAUCUCGCCGGCGCGGGGGCUGCCAGGGACGCUGCUGGCCGGGGAGCCGGUGACUGUGACCUGCACGGCCCCUGGGCGCUGCUCCGGGCCCCCUCCCCGAGUCACCUGGACGGGGCCGUUCAGCGACACAGCCCGGGACGUCUCAGCCCAGCUGGCGAACGGCACCUGGGCCCACAGCUCCGCGCUCAGCUUCACGCCCGGCCCGGGGGACCACGGCAAAGAGCUCGUCUGCAGCGUCACCUACAGGCCACCACAGGGACCUUCCACCCGCAGAACCGUCCGGCUCCACGUCGGCUGCUCCCUGUCCCAGCCGCCCGGAUUUACCCUGACGGUGCCUCAGUCGGUGUCAGUGCAGGAGGGUCUCUGCGUUCUCGUCCCCUGCAUCUUCACGUACCCAGCCUCGUACGACACCGACAAUCCCUCGGCCCAGCUCUACGGAAAGUGGUACAAGGAGCCUGCUACCAUGGGCCAGGAUCCUCCCGUGGCCAGCAGUGUCUCCAGCCUGAGCCUGUCGCAGGAGACCCGGGGCCGGUUCCGGCUGACGGGGGAUCCAGCGCAUGGCGACUGCUCCCUGCAAAUCAGUGAUGCCCGACGGACGGAUGCAGGGAAAUAUUUCUUUAGCUUCGAGAAAGGACUGUUAGAACACACUUACCGCUCCAAUUCCGAUGGCACUGACCCUGCGCUCGUGAUCUCUGUGCGAGGGCUGACGGAGGAGCCAGAGAUCCAGAUCUCUCCGGCGCGGGGGCUGCCAGGGACGCUGCUGGCCGGGGAGCCGGUGACUGUGACCUGCACAGCCCCUGGGCGCUGCUCCGGGCCCCCUCCCCGAGUCACCUGGACGGGGCCGUUCAGCGACACAUCCCGGAACGUCUCAGCCCAGCUGGCGAACGGCACCUGGGCCCACAGCUCCGCGCUCAGCUUCACGCCCGGCCCGGGGGACCACGGCAAAGAGCUCAUCUGCAGCGUCACCUACAGGCCACCACGGGGACCUUCCACCAACAGAACCGUCCGGCUCCACGUCGGCUGGUCCCUGUCCCAGCCACCUGGAUUUACCCUGACGGUGCCUCAGCAGGUGUCGGUGCAGGAGGGUCUAUGCAUUGUCGUCCCCUGCACCUUCACGUACCCAGCCUCCUACGACACCGACAAUCCCUCGGCCCAGCUCUAUGGAAACUGGUACAAGGAGCCUGCUACUGUGGGCCAGGAUCCUCCCGUGGCCAGCAGUGUCUCCAGCCUGAGGGUGUCGCAGGAGAUCCAGGGCCGGUUCCGGCUGGUGGGGGAUCCAGCGCACAGCGACUGCUCCCUGCAAAUCAGUGAUGCCCGACGGACGGAUGCAGGGAAAUAUUUCUUUAGCAUCGAGAAAGGCCUGUUAGAACACACUUACCGCUCCAAUUCUUUUGGCACUGAUCCUGCGCUCGUGAUCUCCGUGCCAGAGCUGACGGAGGAGCCAGAGAUCCAGAUCUCACCAGCGCGGGGGCUGCCAGGGACGCUGCUGGCCGGGAAGCCGGUGACUGUGACCUGCACGGCCCCUGGGCGCUGCUCCGGGCCCCCUCCCCGAGUCACCUGGAUGGGGCCGUUCAGCGACACAGCCUGGAACAUCUCAGCCCAGCUGGCGAACGGCACCUGGGCCCACAGCUCCGCGCUCAGCUUCACGCCCGGCCUGGGGGACCACGGCAAAGAGCUCGUCUGCAGCGUCACCUACAGGCCACCACAGGGACCUUCCACCCACAGAACAGUCCGGCUCCACGUCGGCUACCCGCCCUGGCCCCCCAACAUCACCGGGACCUUGACCAGGAACGGACGCCCCGACAGCCCCCGGCCGGGGACCGGGCUGAACUCGUCCUGCCAGCACCAGGGGCCCAGCGUCAGCUGCAGCUGCUCCCUGCGCUCCCACCCCCCACCCCAGCUCCAGUGGCAAGUGGACGGGGAGCCCCUGGCUGGGAACGGCUCACGAGGGGGCCCUGCAGGUCAGCUCCUGGGUCCAGGGGGACGAGGCCGUCAGCACCCUGAGCUGGAUGGGGAGCGCUGAUGGAGGCCAUCAGAUCUUUUGCCUCGGUUCCAACCCCCACGGGUUCUAUAUUUUAUCGCUGAGCCCACCGGAAACAGGUGGCCUCACUCGGGCAUUUAUCGAAAUCAGCUGCAAACUCGUCUUCAUGGCGACUGGAUUCUUCCUGGCCUAUUACCUCACCCUGCUCUAUUACAGACGGACACUCUGCAGCUCUCAUGAAAGCAGAAGGAAGGACAGGCCAGGGGUCAGGGAAUCCACAGUGCCCAAGUUCAGCGUGUAGAUCGGGCUGUUCCUCAGCCACCGAAGAGCCGACAGGGAAUUAGAAACUCAAGGGACUGAGGAAUCAGAGAAUGAGACCUCAGCUGGGGGAACGGCCACCCCCGGUGAGGCCAAUGGGCCCCGUUGCCUCCCACAGUGUUUAAUUUGUAUUGAAAGAGAUGCCAGAGCUCAGCUAUGGCUCAAAUUAAGCCCCGGCAGGGCGGCCUGAUACUGGCGGGUGCUGGCCGGGCACCCAGCUCUGAAAGCAGCGCCACCGCCAGCAGCAGCGCAGAAGUCAGGGGGGCCUGGCACAUGGGGUGUUGCCACCCUCCUGCGCUGCUGCUGGGGCUUGUGGUGCCUGGUGCUCGGCAUGUGGCUCAAGGCUUC